Messenger RNA from Vespa crabro (European hornet), 6207 nucleotides. RefSeq names its product cytospin-A-like. Gene Ontology annotation, biological process: actin cytoskeleton organization. Bases 412 to 5613 code for a protein of 1733 amino acids. Lineage: Eukaryota; Metazoa; Arthropoda; Insecta; Hymenoptera; Vespidae. The transcript is spliced from 14 exons. Gene Ontology annotation, molecular function: protein binding. Gene Ontology annotation, cellular component: microtubule organizing center; filamentous actin. The record is from RefSeq and is a predicted model, not a curated record.
AUCUUAGCAGUUCGAAUUCAGUCGGUGUUCACGUAUGUAUGUACGUUGUAACAUUAGUUCAGAAAGUGUAGCGCGAAAAUUGGUGAAAUUGUGAUAUAUUAAAUUACAUUAAUAAUUAGAAAUUUUAUCGUGAGAUUGAAUUUUCUAAAGUCUCGUCAUACGUGAAAUUCAACGAACUGUAUAGUGAUGAUCUUAUUUAUAAUCAACGAUAAUUACAGAAUAAAUAAAAGUGAUAUUUGAGGAAUCGUCAUUGAUCAAACGUAUUACAACGGGUGAAAUCUUUUCGAGUUUCGAAUAAACACGAGAAUGAACGACAUUGAUCGUCGAUUAAAAAGUGAUUAUAUCGAGGACAACGUAAAGCGACGUACAUAUCAAGGAUUCUUCGAAGGAUCUUAAUACAUAUCAGAAGCGAUGUUCAAGCAAUUUUUGGAAGUUUUAGGUGGAAAUUCGGCUCGAAGCGGAAUGUCCGUGGGUUCGGGAGGGCGGGCUCCCAUUAAACGUACAACCGGAACCACGACAUCGACCGUUAAUAAUUCGACCAAGAAUAAGUCGAAGCUCGAGCCAAGGCCGCCGUCUGGAGUUGGAAAAAAAAGAACGGACGCGGUGUCGUUGCUUUUCAGCGCGAAAAGGCCGCCUGGCAGAAAAGUCGAGCGAAAGCCGACAGCAACGACAACAACGACAACGACGAGGACGACGAAGACUCCUCAGAAGUCAGCGGGGACGAAAUCGGUGGAACGAUUAAAAGGACAGCAAAGCCAGCAGCAGCAGCAGCAGCAGCAACAGCAGCAGCAGCAGCAGCAACAACAACAACAACAACAACAACAACAAUCGACGCAGGGCCCACAACAACCACAACAACAGCAACAGGUCCCCCUGCGUCAGGCCCCGAGCGCCUCCUCGCUCGAAACAAAAACUGAGAGCUUAUCGACGGAAAACUGGAGUUCGAUCGGUAAAGAAGUUCCCAAGAGCAACGCCAAGAAUCAGCAACAGCAUCAGAAAGGACCCGCUAAGGGGUCCAGGAUGCAGGAGCUGGAACGGGAGAUCGAGAUCUUAAGAAAGGAUCGUGCCCGGCUUGAGGCUAAUCUAAGGGAAGCAACUACCGAUGCUCAAUCUUUACACGACCUGAAAACUGAACUUGCGUCUCUCAAGGAGCAGCAUAGUCUGGAGUUAGAUCGUCUUGCAGAAGAGAAUGAAGCUCUUCGUGCCCGUCUUAGGAAUGUAGCUCAUUCUCCGUUAUCUGAUUCAGAGAAGCAGCAGCUGCUAUUAGAUGCAUCAAGGCUUCAUAAUUCUGCACCAGCUUCGAUUGCUAUACCUCAAGAUGAUAGCUGUACACCAAAUGCAAAUCUAUCACAAGACAGUGCGCAAUGCACUACUCCGGAUUGGGAUAAACAUUCCUCUAGCUCUAUAUCAGAAGUUUCAGUGGCUUGUCUUCAAGACAGAAUAUUACAAAUGGAAGAAACGCAUUAUUCCACUAAUGAAGAAUUACAGGCAACUAUUCAAGAACUGAGUGAUUUACAAGCUCAAUUAACGGAACUGCAAGCUGACAAUGAAAGAUUAACAGAAGAAAAAGGUGUACUUUUGGAAUCAUUGUGUCGACAAACAGAAAAGCUAGAAGAUUCAAGAUCAAAAGUUGAUACUUUACAAGGACUUUUAUUAAGAGAAGAACAACCUCAAGAAUCGUCUAAAGGUUAUAACACAGAAAGAGAACAAAAAUUAGUUGACUUAUUGAAAAGUGCUCAAGAAGAACGAGAAGCUCUGCUUCAAAAGCAAGAAGAAUUAACGUCGGAAUUGAAAAAUUUAAGAACGACCGCCGAUGCUAAUGCUACAGAAGCAGAAAGAUUAAGAAAAUGUGUCCAUUUGCUUGAAUCUACUAUAGAAACAGUCAAUAUAGAACGUAAACAAUUGGAUGUAGAAUUAGCAGAAGCACGUCAAGAAGGUGCGAACAGAAGUAUAGAAAUUAGCAGAUUAGCUACCUUGCUGGAUAAUGCCAGAGCUAAGAUUGAAGAAUUGGAGCAAUCAAGACAAGUAGAAAGUAAAAGUGAAGCUGAUGAAUUGUUAGAUGCUGCAAGACGUGAAAAAGAUACGUUAGAAACGCAAGCUGCAGCUUUACAAGAACAAUUGGCACGUUCGCAUUGUGAUCAUGAUCGUCUUAGAGAUCAAUAUUCUCAACUUCAAGAAGAAUACAAGGUUGCUCGAAAUAAUGCUAAAUCAGCUAUUGAUGACUUGGAAUAUAGAUUAAAUCAAUUGAAAGAUGAACGACUUUCUGUCAGUACGGAAUUACAAUUAGUAAGAGAUUCUUUGGCAGAAUUACAAACACAAUGUCAACGACAUCUAGAAGAUAAAAGAGAAUUGAAGGCUGCUCUUAGCGAAGCACAAAGAAGGGAACGGGAAGCACAAACUCAUCAAUACGAGUUAGAACGUGCUUUAGCUGAGGAACGUAGAUUGAGACAAGAAGAAAGUGCUGAAUGGGAACAAUUCCAGACGGAUCUACUUAUGACUGUUAGAGUUGCGAAUGAUUUUAAAACUGAGGCCCAGAGCGAAUUAGAACGUGUAGUAUUGGAAAACAAAGCGCAAAGAGAUAAAUUGAGAACAUUAGAGGCUCAACUAGAUAAACUUAAUAAAGGCAAUACCACAGUGUCCAACAAUAAAGUAUUUGACACUACUAGCAGAAAUAAACGAAAACCGACUAGCAUUAUUUUGAAACGUGGACGUACUAUUACAAAACGUCCUCGUGAGAUAAGACGGCACAUAUCACCGACUAAUUUAUUUAAAACGUUAAUCAAAAAAAAUUCAUACAAGAUAAUAAAUAAACCUACCGAACUUGCUCUUAUUAAUACAACAAAGGAACAAGAUAUUACAGAGUUAUCAAAAGAUGAAACAGAUCUGGGUAAUCCAUGCUCUGUCAAAGAAGUAAUUAAAGUAGAUGAAAAAUUAAUGUCUGGUAAGGAGAUUGAAUUUUGUCCAGCUUCUACUCCAAAAAGUAGAAAUCUUGAUACGAGUACAGGACUGACUAUAUUAGAAAGUGAGAUAGUAGAUUCGACAAAAGAAAACGUCAAUGAAAUAUCUGAAAAAUUAUCUAUUAAUCAAUCUGUAAAUAUCCAACAAAGUGAAUUAUAUUCUGAGAUAAAUAAUAGCAUAGAUGUAGAUUUAAUAAAUGGUCUAGAAAAUGAGAAUAGUAAUCGUAAACUUUAUAUUACCAGCUCACCUAAUAUAGAUAAAAAUGCAAUUUUUAAAAGCUCUCUACUAAAAAAUAUCAAAGGAAUUCAAAGUAUUGAUACAAAUUCUUAUGGUAUCAAUAUUUCAAACAGUAGAUUUUUUGUACCAAAGAAUUAUGUAUUUUCUGAUAUUGACAGUUCAAUGAAUGAUCUUAAAUUUGAAGUAGAUCCAGAGAUGAGCAAAUUAUUGCAAAAAAAUGAAAAUAAAAUUCCUAAUGGAGCAGAUUCAAAUUUAAUCUCAGAAAUCACUAAUGAAAAAUCUCCUUUGGAAGAUUCAAUAAUAUCCAAAACAACAGUGACCAAAGAUACUUUUACAUCAGGUGAUAAAGAAAAAUCCUUGCAUCAGCUUCCUGAGGCAAAUAAUUUAACAAAAGAAAUUAUUAACUUGAAUGAUAAAAAGAAACGAUUAUUUUUAAAAAGAUAUGAAUCAAAACCAAGUAGUGAAAUAGUUGACUCUCUUUUGGAUAACAUACAAUAUAAACCAAAAUCGAAUAUGAUUAAUUAUUAUUUACGACAUAAGAAUCUUUCUGCGUCAUUAGAUAAUCUUGAUUCCUAUAGAAUUACCGAUAAUAAUGAUAUUAUUCAAACUCACAGAAGUUACGAAUCUCUUCCAAUUAUUGAUUAUGAAGCGAAAAGUAAAAUGAUAAAAGAAAAAAAUUCUAAUAAUAAUCAAUCUACUAUAGAUAAUAAAAAACAAAAUUGUAUUUCUGUUAAUGACAAUGAACAAUCUCCUAUAAAACGUAAUUAUCGUUCGGCACAUGAUGCAGAUACGCAUACUUCAGUUUACAAACAAAGGAAUAUCGAUGUAAAGGCAAAAACAACUAAAAGUACCAUAAAAAGUAAAGAUGCCAAUUACAGUCCAAAUAAUAUUUCUAUUAAAUUUCAUUUAGAGAGGGAUCAAUUGAAAGAUCAAGAUUCCUUGAAUUGUGAAAGAAAGAGUACAGGAAAAGCAAUUUAUGAAUGUAACAAAUCAAAAUCUUUUCAAUAUUCAAAACAUAAUUAUUUAGAAAAACGUAAUUCUUAUCCAUCUAUGUCUUCUAUAAAGCAUAUUCCUAUAUCUUCUGUUUGCAACACAAUACAUUCUAUAACACCAUCGUACACAUCGAAUAGAACUUCAACCUAUACUUUAAGAGACAGGACUCAAACAUCUGAACAAUUUUCUCCUACUAGAAUGCUAAACAAAUCAUUUAAAGACAUAUCCAAAUAUAAUGAUAUACAAAGUGACAGAUAUUUAGCUUUAUGUGAAGCUAAUCGUUUGAAACGUUUGAAAUUUUUAAGGAUGAAUUUGCAAACAGAUUACAAUAUAGAAGAUAAAAAGAUACAUAGUUAUAUUGCUAGAAAAGUAUCAGUAAAUAAUGACAAUUAUAAUACGAGUAUCGUGCCUGAAGUCUCACAAAACGAUACUAAUUUUGCCUUGCUAUGCAAAGAUCGAGCGAUAGGUCGUACAACAUCCUUGAGAGACAAAUUUGAGACUAUCAUAGAAGAUGUGGAACUGAGAGCAGGUCGACGUUCGUUAACAGGAAAAACUUGCGACCAUCCGAUCGAUUUUUCAGCAAAUCAAAAAGUUGUACAACAACCACCUGCAAGGCCAGCGAGUACACCAACGGAAACGCAACAAUGUGUUUUAACAAGUGUACAACAGGAAAUGGCUGCACGACGAAAGGCUAAUAUUUCGCGCCAAGAUUCCAGAUUAUCUGUUAAAUGUUUAAUAGAAAGUAUUGAAAACGCUACAAAACAAGCUAAAGCUGGACCGGGAAGUCGUAGCAGUUCAACAUCGUCUUUGAAUUCUAUAGGAACAAAUGAUAUAAUGACACUGAAAUCUCCUCUCAGAGAUCAGCAACAAAUAAACAACUUAAUCUGUACAUCAAAUUCACCAAAUAAUAAUAAAACACAGGCGGCAAUAAAUAGGAAACCAUUAACAGAAACAAAGUCAGCAGUACCCGUGGUUUUAAGUCCUGGUGAACUUUUGGAUUCUGCUGCAUUAAAUGUCAAGGCUAUUGAUUUUGUUCGUCGAAAUAGUGUGACAGAUUUAUCAGAACGUAAAGAUCCUCUUUGUGGUUUGAUCAAGAAUGGUGGUUCUAAGAGAAAUGCAUUGCUUAAAUGGUGUCAAAACAAAACAUUAGGCUAUCGAAAUAUCGAUAUAACUAAUUUUAGCAGCUCUUGGAACGAUGGCUUAGCUCUUUGCGCUAUUCUUCAUUCUUAUCUUCCAUAUAAAGUACCAUAUGAUACUUUAACACCUGCUGAAAAACGAAAAAAUUUUUCCAUUGCAUUCUCUGCUGCUGAAAGUGUUGGCAUACCUACAACCUUGAAUAUAGGAGAAAUGUGUCAACUGGAAAGACCCGAUUGGCAGCAAGUUAUGACAUAUGUGACUAGUAUUUAUAAACAUUUUGAAACAUAAUCGUGGUCACUAUCGAAGAUUAAGCUAUAUCAUUCUUCCCAUUGAAUCCUCUUACACUUAUUUGAGUGAUCAAGAACAACGGCAUCUAGUCAACUAAAUUCUGCAAGAUACGAUUUUAUACAAAUUUUUCAUUAUUGCUGGAUUAGAGCACUGCCUAUACUGUAUAUAUAGCUUUAUGUGAAAGGAUCUAUUGAAGCAUACAGAGAAUUCGAUGGAAGACUACACACCAAAUGGAAUUGCUUUUAUCAUGAGACUGAAAACUUAUUUACACAUGUGUACGCAUACAUACUAUGUAUAGUAAAACCAAGAAAUGGAUAUUUAAAUCUGAUGAAAGUAUAAAACAAAUACCUUUUAUAUAUAUAUAUAUACACACAUAUACAUAUAUAAAAGGAAAGAUAUAGUAUAUAAUUAAAUGCAAACUUCACGACUUUCUAUAAUAAAUAUAACUAUGCUUUGCAGUGUCUUUUUAGCAGAGUUAUGCUAUACACAUUGCAAUAUGGUAUGCAUUGCAUAUAUGAAAAUGCAUGUUUACAUAGUAGAGUCUUGCAUAUUUGCAAAUAAUAAAUGUCAAGUAUUUGCGUUCCUCAUACUGUA